CAUUUCAUCACCAAUUUGAUGCUGGUGGAGGAGUAUUAACUUGGAACUCCAUAAUAAGCACCUCGAAGAACAAGACUUCUGGGGACUGCGUGCAACUGGAGAAAUAUCGCUAUGGACGUGACGAAACUAUGGAAUGAAAUAAGUGACUCCUUGCUGGUUUACUGGAUAUGGUGACUAUUCAGCUGAAACGAAACGAACUCCAUUUUCUUGCGAAAACAUCAAGUUGUCUUGUCGCUAGCCUUAUCGCUGGUCUCUCUUGUUGAUUAUGUGUCCAGGAUCAAGAAAGCGUAUGGUGAACUGAAGCUAUUCAUUUAAUGCAGAGUCAUUUUGAUCUGCUCCAAUCCGAACUCUGCAAAAUUUGCAAAUCUUUAUCGAAGGCCAAGAAAUUGCAUGCUUUGGUGAUUAAGUCUCAUCUCUCGGAAGACCCGUUUUACGCGACUCAAAUUAUAAGGCAGUAUGCAGCUAAUGGUGACGUUAAUUCUGCCCACCAUGUGUUCGACAAAACUUCCACUCGAAGCGUCUACCUCUGGAAUUCAUUGAUUCGAGCUUACGCUCAAGCCCAGAGAUUUGGAAAUGCAUUUGCUCUGUUCAACAACAUGCUUACAACUAACACAAGACCUGACAAUUUCACUUAUGCUUGUAUUGUACGUGCAUGCUCUGAGAAUUUCGAUUCUGCUACCCUGAGACUUGCUCAUGGGAGGGCUAUAGUCUCUGGGUUAGGAUCGGACUCUAUUUGUUGCAGUGCACUUGUUACAGCUUAUUCUAAGUUGGGUCUUGUUAAUGAAGCCAGUGGAGUGUUUGAUGGGAUUCCUGAACCCGAUUUGGUUCUGUGGAAUUCAUUGAUUACUGGUUAUGGGUAUUCUGGUUUGUGUGAUAAAGGGAUGCAAACAUUUAAUUCCAUGCGGCGAGCUAGGAAGAAGCCAGACGGAUAUACAAUAGUUGGGUUGCUUUUAAGUGUGGCAGAUUCUAGCUUGCUGAAAAUUGGUCGUGGAAUACAUGGUUUGAGUCUGAAAAGUGGGUUUGAUUCUAAUUCUCAUGUAGUAAGUUUGCUGGUGAACAUGUACUCGAGAUGUAAGUGCAUGACAUCAGCUUAUAAAGUCUUUGGAAGUAUAUUCCAACCUGAUUUAGUUAUAUGGUCUGCUCUGAUUGCUGGAUAUUGUCAGGCUGGAGAUUAUGUGAAGGCACUGCUUUUUUUCAGGGAAUUGAACAUGAAAGACAAGAAGGCAGACUCUAUUUUAAUUGCUAGUGUAUUGGCUUCUAUUGCUCAGUCAGCAAGUGUAGGGCCCGGUCGUGAAAUACAUGGUUAUGCUCUUCGGAAUGGAUUGGGAUCAGAUGUCAUGGUCUCUUCUGCUCUUGUGGACAUGUACUCAAAGUGCCUUGGCUUGCAUGGGUGUGCGUUUGAGGCUUUCAGGAUAUUUAAUAAGAUGCUAAAUAAAGGUGUAGUGCCUGAUGAGUCCACUUUCUCUGCUCUCCUUUGUGCUUGUUGCCAUGCUGGCCUAGUCCAAGAUGGCCAGCAGCUUUUCAGAAGGAUGAAAGAUGAGUUUGACAUUGAAGCCAAACCUGAGCAUUAUGUUUAUAUGGUGAAACUUCUGGGGGGUGCGGGGGAAUUAGAAGAGGCUUACAAUCUCAUUCAGUCCUUGCCAGAACCAGUUGACAAAGGCAUCUUAGGAGCUCUCCUAUCAUGCUGCAAUACAUUUGGAAAUUCUGAGCUAGCAGAAACCAUAGCUCACCGGCUUUUUGAGAGCAGUCCUGAUAAUAGUGUUUAUAGGGUUAUGCUUUCUAAUAUCUAUGCUAGUGAUGGCAGGUGGGAUGAUGUGAAGAAAUUGAGAGAUAACAUAACAGGCGGACUGAGGAAAUUGCCCGGACAAAGCUGGAUUGAAGGCCAUUUUUGCAAAUUGUGAAAAUUUAGACUCCUCAUUGAUUCUCUCUAUGUAAUGCCAUGGGAACAAUGAUCGGGAGUAUCCUGUCAGCCAUAGGAGGCCUCUGAUGAAGGCAUUACAUGUGGGAAAUGACCUAAAUAUAUUUGCUUUCUUGGAUUGCCAGGAAAGCCACUUACCUUUCGUUUUGUUAUUAACCUUCUUUCACUACCGGUGUGGACAGAUUUUAAAUGGUUAAUUAUCUUACAUCUCUGUAAUCUAGAAUAUAAACUGGCAUAAUUGGUGAGAAUGGAAUCUCUCAUGUAUAACAGAGCAAUUACUGUAGCAAAGAAAUAUGA
Molecule: messenger RNA, 2215 nt
Organism: Prosopis cineraria
Lineage: Eukaryota; Viridiplantae; Streptophyta; Magnoliopsida; Fabales; Fabaceae
Product: putative pentatricopeptide repeat-containing protein At1g64310
Exons: 2
Coding region: 315-1901 (528 amino acids)
Biological process (GO): RNA modification
Cellular component (GO): intracellular membrane-bounded organelle
Molecular function (GO): protein binding; RNA binding
Source: RefSeq, a predicted model, not a curated record